GCCGGGAGCCGGAGCGCCGGGAGGUCGGCUCUCCCGCUCCGGCCUCGCGCGAGGCUGCUUCCUCCCGCCCGCGGAUCCCUUUCGCGGCUCGCUUUCUCCUCGGCCUCUGGGUGGAGCCGCCAGCGCAGUCCGGCCUGGGGCUGUUUGUGGACUCAGCGAAGUAGAGCGCCCCGUGGGGGGGGAUUCCCGGUGCGGAGCCCUGCCUCCUCCUGGAGAUGCUGCACUUGUGAGAGGCAGGGGUUCGUUUGAAUUUCUGCACCUCGAGAGUUGCGGAGCCCGCAUCUCUGAAGCUGCCUGGGUCAAGAGCCACAUUUUUUACGUCCCCUCUUGGGAGAGUAGCCGUCUCUGGGACUUGUUUCAGCCCCGUCUUCUCUGCAGAUCACCAGGUUGCAUCUUCACUGAUCGGAAUACAUGUGGGUGUACCUUCUUUGGCUGUAUGUAAACGAAUGGGUCGACAGCUUCCUUAGAGCAACUUAUUUCUCCUUCAUAUAUGUUCUGAAAAGGACAUGGAUGAAAAUGAAAGCAGCCAGUCCCUGAUGACAAGCAGCCAAUAUCCUAAAGAAGCAGUAAGAAAACGCCAAAAUUCAGCCCGGAGCUCUGUAGGAAGUGAUUCUUCUAGGCUUUCCAGGAAAAGUUUCAAACUGGAUUACAGACUAGAGGAAGAUGUAACUAAAUCAAAGAAAGGGAAGGACGGCAGAUUUGUCAACCCAUGGCCAACUUGGAAAAAUCUCUCCAUCCCAAAUGUUCUCAGAUGGCUGAUAAUGGAAAAGGAUCACAGCAGUGUUCCAGGUUCCAAGGAGGAACUUGAUAAAGAGCUCCCAGUGCUGAAGCCGUAUUUUAUCGAUGACCCUGAGGAGGCUGGAGUGAGGGAGGCUGGCCUGAGGGUCACGUGGCUGGGACACGCCACCGUGAUGGUGGAAAUGGACGAGCUCAUCUUCCUCACCGACCCCAUCUUCAGCUCUCGCGCUUCACCGUCGCAACACAUGGGUCCAAAGCGGUUCCGUCGUGCCCCCUGCACCGUCAGCCAACUGCCCCCGAUAGACGCUGUCCUCAUCAGCCACAACCACUACGACCACCUGGACUACAAUUCCAUCAUCGCUCUGAAUGAGCGAUUCGGUCAGGAGUUGAGAUGGUUCGUGCCUCUGGGUCUCCUCGACUGGAUGCAAAAGUGUGGCUGCGAGAACGUGAUCGAGCUGGACUGGUGGGAGGAGAAUUGUGUCCCCGGACACGAUAAGGUCACCUUUGUCUUUACCCCUUCCCAGCACUGGUGUAAAAGGACUCUCAUGGAUGACAACAAGGUUCUGUGGGGCAGCUGGUCUGUCUUGGGGCCCUGGAGUCGUUUUUUUUUCGCAGGAGACACUGGCUAUUGCCCGGCUUUCGAGGAGAUAGGAAAAAGGUUUGGACCUUUUGACCUUGCAGCUAUUCCCAUCGGAGCGUAUGAACCAAGGUGGUUUAUGAAAUACCAACAUGUAGACCCAGAAGAAGCUGUAAGGAUUCACAUUGACGUUCAGACAAAGAAAUCUGUGGCAAUUCACUGGGGAACUUUUGCCUUAGCAAAUGAGCAUUACUUGGAGCCCCCAGUGAAGCUGAGUGAGGCUCUAGGAAGAUACGGACUUAAGACGGAAGAUUUUUUUGUCUUGAAGCAUGGAGAAUCCAGAUACCUCAAUACUGAUGAUGAAAACUCUGAAUAAAUGUGAGCACAGGAGCUGUUAGUGACAAAGGUAUCCUCUAAGCUAGGGAAGACUAAGAAACUCAUGAAUACGAGGAUUUUUUACAUUUGGAAACAAUUUCGACAAGUUAGUGUCUUGUUUUGCGUGAUAACUUGCUACUCCGCCUACCAGGUCAUACAGAGAAACAAGAGUUCGGAGGUGGGUCAUUUACAUAAUGAAUUGGCAAAGGGGAAUUAAAAUCCUGUCUCAAUGGUA
Messenger RNA from Zalophus californianus (California sea lion), 1925 nucleotides. It is a transcript of the gene NAPEPLD, whose product is annotated as N-acyl phosphatidylethanolamine phospholipase D. The coding region runs from base 507 to 1691 and encodes 394 amino acids. The record is from RefSeq and is a predicted model, not a curated record. Lineage: Eukaryota; Metazoa; Chordata; Mammalia; Carnivora; Otariidae. The transcript has 5 exons. Gene Ontology annotation, cellular component: membrane-bounded organelle; cytoplasm. Gene Ontology annotation, molecular function: zinc ion binding; N-acylphosphatidylethanolamine-specific phospholipase D activity. Gene Ontology annotation, biological process: N-acylphosphatidylethanolamine metabolic process; N-acylethanolamine metabolic process.